AUGGCUAUGAAAGCGAUCGUGAAAUCCGUGAUCUCUGGCGACUCCCUCCUCCUGCGCGGAAACCCGGGGCCGCAGGGCCAGAUCCCUAAGGAGCGCGUCCUGCACUUGGCCGAUAUCCAAGCACCGCGCAUGGGAACUUCGUCGCGCGACGAUGAGGACUGGGCAUUCGAAUCUCGCGAGUUCUUGCGCGCUCUCACCGUCGGCAAACCCGUAUCCUUCACAUCUUCGCACUCCCUUCCUACCAACGACGACGUUCCACGCGACAUAGGCUCUGCGGAGUUCAAUGGCGUCGACCUUGCAUCCGAACUGCUUAAGAACGGAUGGGCGAAGCUCAAAGAAUUCAAGCGCGAGCCUACGGAAGAGGACCAGCGCAAGAAGGAUAUCGAAGCUGAGGCUCGCGCGGCGGGCAAGGGCGUAUGGAACCCUCACGGGCCUAAGGCGCGCACGACAAACUACAUGAUGCCCACAGAAUCGCAAGCAUUCAUCACCGAGUGGAAGGGCCGUCCGAUUGAUGGCCUGGUUGAGCAGGUCAAGGAUGGCUCAACGCUCCGCAUCCGGCUCUUAAUGCCCGACGGCGACCACCAAUUUAUCAACAUCGCGCUUGCUGGAGUGCGGUGUGCGCGUGCUGGCGGCAAGCCUGGUGAAGUAUCCGAGCAGUGGGGUGAAGAGGCCAAGUUCUUCACCGAAUCUCGCCUACUACAACGCUACGUCAAGGUACAUCUACUCUCCCUACCCAACGCCGCACCGACACCCUUCCAAGCUGGCGCGACAUCAAGUGCUCCCCCAUCCGCAUCCAUCUUCAUUGGCACAGUCCUGCACCCCGCCGGUAAUGUCGCCGAGCACCUCGUAUCCGCUGGCCUCGCACGUGUCGUGGACUGGCAUGCGGGCAUGCUCGCGAGCAGUGGCGGCAUGGAACGCCUUCGCGCGGCGGAGAAAGUGGCCAAGGAGAAACGCGCGUACAUGUAUGCUAACGCAUCUGCUCCUUCUGCGAAAAGCAACGGAACGGCUGUGAAUGGCGCCUCGCGGGCUUUCGACGCGACGGUCAUUCGGGUCUGGAGCGCCGACCAGAUCUCCGUUGUCGAUCGGGAGACUGGCAAGGAACGCCGCGUACAAUUGAGCUCGACGAGGGGGCCGAGGGUUUCGGAUCCGAAGCAGGCGUAUUGGGCUCAGGAAGCCCGGGAGUUCCUCCGCAAGAGGCUCAUUGGCAAGCAUGUGAAAGUGCACGUCGACUUCAUCAGGCCCCGCGAAGGUGAUUUCGAGGAGCGUGAGUGCGCGACUGUGCGAUACGGCGGACAAAACUCGAACAUUGCAGAGCAGCUAAUCGAAAAGGGUCUUGCGGCCGCCGUCCGGCAUAAGCGGGACGAUGAGGACCGCUCUCCUGACUAUGAUAAGCUCAUGGCCGCGGAGCAGGCUGCAGCGGCGGAGGCCCGGGGGGUGCAUUCGGGGAAAGAUAUCCCCGCACCCAAACAACCGCUCAACAUCUCCGAGUCAGCGCAUCGGGCAACGACCUUCGUCAACGGCUUCAAGCGUCUAGGUCGCAUUCCUGCUAUCGUCGAAUACGUCGCCGCAGGGUCCCGUUUCAAAAUCUUCCUGCCGAAGGACAACCAGGUGCUCACCCUCGUCCUGAGCGGUAUCCGCGCCCCUCGCACCGCGCGGAACUCAUCCGAAGCCAGUGAACCAUAUGGCCACGAAUCGGCCGAGUUCGCCACGCGUCGGUACAUGCAGCGUGACGUGGAGAUUGAGAUCAAUGACGCGGACAAGUCCGGUGGCUUCAUCGGAGCGCUCUACUACAACAAGACCGAGAACGCUGCGGUCACGCUGGUAAAGGAGGGUCUCGCGACGGUGCACGGGUACUCGGCGGAGAACCUCCCGUGGGCUGGCCAGCUGUACGAUGCGGAGGCGGAGGCGAAGCAGGCAAAGCGCAACAUCUGGAAGGACUUCGACGAGGCUGCCGAGCAGGUCGUCGAGGCCCCUAAGGAGGAUGCGACAGGGCCGCUCAAGACCGAGUACCUGGACAUCAUCAUCAGCGACGUGCGCACGAAGCCGCAGUUCGCAUUCUCGAUCCAGAUUCUCAAUACGGAAGGCAUCGCCUCGCUCGAGAAGCUUAUGCGCGAGUUCUCGCAGUACCACAAAACGCUCGCCGCGGCCGCUGGCUUUGUGCCCAAAGCGGGCGAGCUCGUGUCUGCGAAGUUUUCCGACGGCCAGUGGUACCGCGCGCGCGUCCGCCGCUCGUCUGCGAUCAAGAAGGAGGCCGAGGUCACCUUUAUCGACUACGGCAACCAGGAUACGGUUGGCUUCAAAGACAUCCGCCCGCUUGACCCGAGGUUCCGUUCGUUGCCCGGUCAGGCGCAGGAUGCGCGCCUCAGCUUCGUGAAGCUCGUGCCCGAGGAUAGUGAGUACCACGACGAGGCAGUAGAGCGGUUCCGCACCCUGUGCGAAGGCCGAAAGCUCGUCGCGAACGUCGACCAGAAGGAAGGCCAAGUUCUGCACCUCCGCCUGAUCGAUCCCACCGACCCGGCCGUCGCGCAGGACCCCUACGCGUCGAUCAACGUGGACCUCGUGCGCGAGGGUCUCGCGACGGUUGACAAGAAGGGCUGCCGCUACCUCUCGUCGUACCCCGCGAUGGCGAAGAAGCUCCAGGAGGCGAUCACGAUUGCCAAACGUGACCGCGCUGGGAUGUUCGAGUUCGGCGACGUCGAGGAGGACGACUGA
Messenger RNA from Trametes versicolor FP-101664 SS1, 2712 nucleotides. Its product is annotated as transcription factor. Bases 1 to 2712 code for a protein of 903 amino acids. The transcript is spliced from 17 exons. Lineage: Eukaryota; Fungi; Basidiomycota; Agaricomycetes; Polyporales; Polyporaceae. Gene Ontology annotation, cellular component: cytosol; RISC complex; nucleus. Gene Ontology annotation, molecular function: RNA binding; nuclease activity. The record is from RefSeq and is a predicted model, not a curated record. Gene Ontology annotation, biological process: regulatory ncRNA-mediated gene silencing; mRNA catabolic process.